Medicago truncatula (barrel medic) is the source of this 1088-nucleotide messenger RNA. Its product is annotated as probable prefoldin subunit 2. Gene Ontology annotation, biological process: protein folding. The coding region runs from base 303 to 746 and encodes 147 amino acids. Gene Ontology annotation, cellular component: prefoldin complex. The transcript has 3 exons. NCBI's taxonomy places the organism in Eukaryota, Viridiplantae, Streptophyta, Magnoliopsida, Fabales, Fabaceae. The record is from RefSeq and is a predicted model, not a curated record.
CAGCUUAGCUAAUUCAAGUUCGUUUCGGUUUUCAAAACUGUACACUCUAGUAAAUUGUGGGAGUGCAUAUAGUAACUUUCUUGUAUUCAUUUGAAAAAGCCCAAUUUGUUUAUCGCAUAAAUGUAAGUUAAAAUAGCUAACAGUGUACCUCAUCAAAUUAUUCCUUUGAGAACACACAGUGAAGUAAAACGACGAAGCGUUCUUCGUUUUGUUCUUCCUUUCGGAACUUCUUCAUUCUUCAAACGUAAAGGAAGCACAAAUGUUAGUAAUCAAAUGAUGUGAGGGAUAGAGGUAAUAGAAUCAUGGCUAGUAAGGCCGAAGAUCGCAAGGAGCCAGUAAAUGAACAAGCAGUUGCAAAUAUGUAUGCAGCUAUGAGGUCAGACCUCAACCAAAUAUACACCAAAAUAACGGAACUUGAAAUGGAAGUCAGCGAGCACUCGUUGGUUCUUAAUGCCAUUCAGCCGCUGGACCAAUCUAGACGAUGCUAUCGAAUGAUCGGAGGGGUGCUUGUGGAAAGAACCAUCAAAGAGGUCUUGCCUGCUGUGCAGCGAAAUAAAGAAGGACUUGAAGAGGUUGUUGCAAGGCUCAACGAGACAUUGGAAAAGAAGAAAAGGGAAAUUGCUGAGUUUGAGACUAAAUAUAAAAUCCGGAUGAGGAAGGCAGAUGCUGAGGUGAACGAUGAAUCUGGUAAGAAGGAAGGUUCUGCACAAGGAGUACUUGUGGGCCCUGCGGGUGGGAGCGAGUGACAUUUCUAAUCGUAUUAUGUUUCCUCAAACGAAUGACUUGAAAUUUUCUGCCCUCUUUCACAGUAAUUGGUUGUGGCUGUAUGAUGGAUGGUUUUUGUAGAGGUAUUAGUCUAAAACUUGAUAUGAUCUUCAUUUUAAUUGAUUUCAGCUGAAGUAAACUUAUCUUCAAUGGUUCAAGAUGCAAAUAUGCUGGUGUAGAUUUUUGUAUGCACUAGAUCAUAUAAUGAUAUUAUCGAUAUUAAAUUGUGCUGUAGAAGCAUAUUUUGUGAUAGAAGUUUUUUGAAACAAAAUGCUAAACUUGGAAGAAUAUUAUGACAUAUUAAGAGUUUCAUGUUAAAAAUA